Messenger RNA from Mya arenaria, 1308 nucleotides. RefSeq lists its product as uncharacterized. The transcript is spliced from 2 exons. Bases 25 to 657 code for a protein of 210 amino acids. NCBI's taxonomy places the organism in Eukaryota, Metazoa, Mollusca, Bivalvia, Myida, Myidae. The record is from RefSeq and is a predicted model, not a curated record.
UAUGAUAACAUUAUAAAAAUCGGAAUGAUUGGGAUGUAUAGAAGCCGAAUCGCUUAUGAUCAGAAUUCCGAUGGUUCUGUAAAUAUUCUGUUCAUACGAUCAAAAGGGAAAAAGUUGAAACGAUGGAUAUCUUUUCAAAACCAGACGAAUUUCACGAAGUCUUGUAUCUACACGUGCGCCCUAAUUGUUACAGGAUUACUAUGCUUAAUGCUUGGAAAUGGCUUCAUUAGAACACUGGUCAACAGUUUCGAAAUUAUGGACAUUAACGGAUCUGGUUCAGAGCAUCGCGGAGAAAUACCUCAAUGGCCAAAUAUGCCAAACCUUGGACUGAAGGACGACGAUGUACUGAAAGCUGCAGCAGAUAACACGCAGAAGGAGACAGUUUCAAUAAUAUAUACUGAGAAACCGAAUGCAUUAAGAGAGGCACGGCACGAAAACACAAAUGGACAUUCUGAGAAUGGCAUACCAAAAGGCUUUAAGGAACAACUAAAAGAAAAAAGAAAUGAAUAUGAUAACAAAGGUCUACCGGCAUUUUUCCUUGAGGAGCAGAAAGAGGCUACAACGGAAUACCUUGACCCUAUGGGAACCUGUGCUCCUACAACAUUUCGGCCUCAGGAAUGGUGGCACAAGCUCUUUGCUAUCAAGAAGAGAGACUAACAAUUCAGUUGGCUUCCGAUCAUCUGAAAUAUUAUUCAAAGAGGAUGAACAAUUUGUUAACAUACCACACGGAAUAAUAUUAUAGAUUGAUAUUUCCUCUAGAUUUCGUGCACACUAAAAAGUUCAUACACUUUAUGACGUGUUCGUUAUGAGCAAGUUCGUCAGCUUCCGGACAGCUGUGGUUAACAGACACAGCGGAAUGGUUCGUGUACAUAUAUAUCAACUAAUAAACAAAUCCUUGUUACACGUAUUUAUAUAAACACACAGGCGUUAAUGUAAAUAAACCUUUUAGCUUAGCAUAACUAUGGUUAAUCUCCUCUUAAUGGACACAAGGUUCAACGAGAGACACACAAUGGGCCGAUUGUUCAGAACUUUGUUAAAGUUAAGAACGUGAUUAAAAUCAUUGUUUUAACCUUUUAAAUCUAUUCUGCUCUGGAGGUUUAAUAGAUACACUUGUGAACUGCAGUAUUUUCAAUAUUGAAGACUUCUAUUUUAGCCGAUUUUAAUUAAAUAUAAUCAAAUCAUUCACGUUAAAAAGUUAACAUAGAUCUUGUAUAUCACGCUGUUUACUUUAACAAAGUUAAGAACAAUCAAAUAUCAUAACACAACAACAUAGAUCAAGAUAAAUAUUCAAAUAUCGUUAUCAAUCAA